Molecule: messenger RNA, 2507 nt
Organism: Pteropus alecto (black flying fox)
Lineage: Eukaryota; Metazoa; Chordata; Mammalia; Chiroptera; Pteropodidae
Gene: SLC29A1
Product: solute carrier family 29 member 1 (Augustine blood group)
Exons: 14
Coding region: 525-1916 (463 amino acids)
Biological process (GO): nucleoside transmembrane transport; uridine transmembrane transport
Cellular component (GO): plasma membrane
Molecular function (GO): nucleoside transmembrane transporter activity
Source: RefSeq, a predicted model, not a curated record
CCGAAGCGCGCCGCGCUCCCGAGCAACGGCAGGCAGGACAGAGCCCGCCGCAGAGCUCCGGGCGGGCGCGGGAAUGCCGGUUGCAGCCCCUCUCCGCCCCGCCCCUUCCCCACCUCACUCUACCCUCCCCGCGCCUCCUUCGGCAGCUCAGACCGGUCGGACGCGGCGCGAACUGCGAUUUCCGGCUACCGCCCCAACCCCGAAGUGAGGGGCCCAGGAGGGCAACCAGAGGCCUGACGGCCUGGGAAUUUCCGUCUCUUCUCUGCAACUUCGGAUGCACCUCUAAGGUCUCCGCAGGAGGAGCCCAUGGACAAGGCCUGCUGCCUGAGCUGGAGCUAGGACGACCUCCCAGGGACUGCCCAGGCCCCCUCUGCUCUCACCCUUCUGCUGGCAAGUCUGGGCAUCUGAGUCUGAAGAGGCCUGUGGGGAAACAGGGCGAAGACAAGGCCUCGCACUGCUUCUGCCCCCAGCAAGCCUCAGAAGAAGGGAGCUGUCAGCCAAGCAAAACCAAGAACGCUGUCACCAUGACAACCAGUCACCAGCCUCAGGACAGGUACAAAGCCGUCUGGCUUAUCUUCUUCAUGCUGGGUCUGGGGACCCUGCUCCCCUGGAAUUUUUUUAUGACAGCCACUCAGUACUUCACACACCGCCUGGACCAGUAUCAGAACAUGUCCUCUACUGAACCGAGCAGGGAUAUCCAGGCCUUGGCCACCACCACAGCACCCUCUCCAAAGCGGAAUUCUCUGAGUGCCAUUUUCAACAAUGUCAUGACCCUGUGUGCCAUGUUGCCCCUGCUGCUCUUCACCUGCCUCAACUCCUUCCUGCAUCAGAAGAUCUCCCAGUCUGUUCGGAUCCUGGGUAGCCUGGUGGCUAUCCUGCUGGUGUUCCUGAUCACUGCUAUUCUGGUGAAGGUGCACCUGGAUGCCCUGCCCUUCUUCAUCAUCACCAUGAUCAAGAUCAUGCUCAUUAAUUCAUUUGGUGCCAUCCUGCAGGGCAGCCUGUUUGGCCUGGCUGGCCUCCUGCCUGCUAACUACACGGCCCCCAUCAUGAGUGGCCAGGGCCUGGCAGGCAUCUUCGCCUCAGUGGCCAUGAUCUGUGCCAUUGCCAGUGGCUCAGAACUCUCAGAAAGCGCCUUCGGCUAUUUUAUCACAGCCUGUGGGGUCAUUGUUUUGGCUAUCAUCUGUUACCUGGGCCUGUCCCGGCUGGCAUUCUACCGCUACUAUCAGCAGCUCAAGCUCGAAGGGCCUGGGGAACAGGAGACCAAGUUGGACCUCAUUAGUAAAGAUCCUUCCACAACCUGUCACCCUCCAGGAGAACAGCCAAGAGCAGGCAAAGAGGAGCCUGGAGUUUCAGCCCCCAACUCUCAGACCACCAACAAAAGCCACUCAAUCCUAGCCAUCCUCAAAAAUAUCUUGGUCCCGGCUCUCUCCGUCUGCUUCAUCUUUACGGUCACCAUUGGGGUGUUUCCUGCUGUGACCGCUGAGGUCAAGUCCAGCAUUGCAGGCACCAGUACCUGGGAGGAUUACUUCAUUCCCGUUUCCUGUUUCUUGACUUUCAAUGUCUUUGACUGGCUGGGCCGGAGCCUCACAGCCAUAUCCAUGUGGCCUGGGAAGGACAGCCUCUUGCUGCCAUGCUUGGUGCUGGCCCGGUUGGUGUUUGUGCCCCUGCUGCUGCUGUGCAAUGUCCAGCCCCGCCGAUACCUGACUGUGGUCUUUGAGCACGAUGCCUGGUUCAUCAUCUUCGUGGCUGCCUUCGCCUUCUCCAAUGGCUACCUCGCCAGUCUCUGCAUGUGCUUCGGGCCCAAGAAAGUGAAGCCGGCUGAGGCAGAGACAGCUGGAACCAUCAUGGCCUUCUUUCUGUCUCUUGGCCUGGCACUGGGGGCUGUCUUCUCCUUCCUGUUCCGGGCAAUUGUGUGACCAUUGAUGAACAGAGGACUGCACCAGCUAUCUGCUCCUGCCCCUUCCUUCUGCAGAGAUGGGCAGGGGCGGGCUGUAGGUUUUCUCUUCUAGCCAACUUCUGCUUUUUCAUGGCCUGUGGUAGGCCCUGGUGUCCAGGCCCUGAGGAGGGAGCCUCUGGAUAGACAGUGGGGAAACAUUGUGGGUCUGAGGGUCAGAGUUGAGGAAGAGGACACAUUCUCUGCAUAUGCUAGAAACCCCCACACUUGGAUCUUACUGAUCCUUGAUUGAGCGGGACAACGGAGGUUCCUAGGCUCAGUGUGUGUGUGUGUGUCUGUGUGUGUUUGUGUUGCCUGUACUGGGGUGUUUGUGUUGCCUGUACUAGGGGCUAGGACUGUCUCUUCUAAGGUCCAGUCUAUCAUUUGCAAUCCCUCCUUAUCCCCCUGUCCCUCUUCCUCCAACCUCUCCUUGUCCCUCUCCUGCUUCCCCUGCCUUGUUCCCACCCAUCAUGUACCCUAUACAGUUGCCAUUUUACUGCCUUUUUUAUACUCAACAAACCAGGUACCUUCAGAGGCUCUCUGACUAAAUAAACCAUUUUUUUCCCUCCAUGGC